GUCAGUUGACUUAAUUUGACACUUCAAUAACCAAACAGCAUAUAAUCACUACGUUCUAAAACCUAUAACCUAUUUGGUGAUUUAUUAUUUUGCUACACUAUAAAUUAGGUUGUACUUUAAUUAAAACAGUGUAAUUAAUAUUGAAUAGGUAGAAGAAUGGGAAAAAAGAAAAAUAAGAAUAAGAUUAGUGGUGCUGUAAAAACAGCAGCUAAAACGGAGAAAAAAUUUGCUAACAAACUUAAAAAAGAACUUGCGAGCUUGGGAGAGGAAGACAUAGCUCAAGUUGUUGCUCAGAUUGAACGAGAGGAAGCAAAGCGAUCAGCUGCUAAAGAAAAGGACUUACCCGGACCUCCUUCGCCCAGAGCCUACGCUAGUGUGACUCCACACCCUAUCAAUAAUGAGCUUAUAAUUUUUGGGGGAGAAUAUCAUGAUGGUCAAAAGACCUAUGUGUACAAUGAGCUGAUUUUCUUCAAUCCUUCAAGUAACACGUGGCGCCGCGUCAAGGCGCCAGGUGCUCCGCCGCCACGCAGCGGCCACCAGGCGGUUGCUACUCCAGCUAAUAAAGGCGAGCUAUGGGUAUUUGGCGGCGAAUUCACAAGCUUGUCUGAGACACAAUUUUACCAUUAUAAGGAUCUGUGGUGCUACUCCUUAGCGGAGAACAAAUGGGAAAAGGUAGUAGCGGCGAACGGUCCUUCGGCGCGGUCGGGGCACCGCAUGGUGCAGCUGGGGCGUCGGCUCGUGGUGUUCGGCGGGUACACUGACGACGGCCGCGAGUGCCGUUACUUUGACGACGUGUACAGCUUCUGCCUCGACACGCGCGCCUGGACCAAGCUGGCGCCCAGCGGCCGUGGGCCCUCGCCGCGCUCCGCAUGCGUCAUGGUGCCGGCCGGCAACGACGAGCUGAUAGUGUACGGCGGGUUUUCGCGAGCACGCGAGGGGCGCACGGAGCGGGCACUGACGCACGCGGACCUGUUCCGGCUGACGGCGCGGCCGGACGGCGGCUGGGCGUGGCGCGCGCUGGCCGGCGGGCCACUCGCGCCGCCGCCGCGCGCGCAGCUGGCCGCCGCCGUAAACACACACUCCUCGAGAGCGUACGUCUUUGGGGGAGUCACCGACGUAGAAGAGACAGAAGAAGAAUUAUUAGGUGAAAUGAGUGACGAUCUCCGAAUGCUUGAUCUGGAGGCGGGCAAGUGGCACAGCGUGACACUGCGCAGCCAGCAGCCGGCGCCGGGGGCGCGCGGGCCGUCCGCGCCGCUCGUGCCGCCCGCUGACGCUGACUACGCACCGGACGCCGUCACAGUGGUAACUGACGAGGUGUUCACGAUGAAGCUGGGCGGCGCAGCGCCGGCCGCCGCCGCGAGCCCCGCGGGCGCCGCGCCGGCCCGCGCGCGCGCCGCGCCCGGCCCGUGCCCGCGCAUGUCGGCCAUGAUGGCCGUCCAGCGAUCCGUUCUCUACAUCUAUGGCGGAAUCCUAGAAAAAGAUGAAAAACAAUUCUACCUGUCUGAUAUGUAUAGUUUAGACCUGCACAAGCUAAGCGAGUGGAAGACGCUCGGGCCGCAGCCGCCGCUGCCCGAGUGGCUCGGCUCCGACUCGGACUCGGACUCCGGCAGCGACUCCGACCAAAACGAUUCCUCCAGUGAAUCUGACUAAGAUUAAUACUAAGCCAUACAAUAUAUAUCAUAUAUGUCGGCGGCCGAUCGCAAGAUUAGUCAGAUCUUGAAAUUCCUAGGCAUAUCGUGAAACGUGAAAAUCAUUGUCUCGCUCCCUGAGUCGACGAAGCAACCUAACAAACCUAUCUUACCUGUCUAUUGGCUUAGUGUAAUUACCGUCUUAACAUUACACAGAAUUUCGGUCUGCCGGAUCUUACGGUCGUCCGCCGACAUAUACACCGUGUUUUUAUUGAAUUCUGUUAACUGCGGGGUAUGGGUAAGUAAGUAAGUUAAUAUUUUCUAUUGCACCAACAAUUAUACAUUUUACAUUCAUGUAAAACUACAAAUAAACUAAAUGGGUAAAUACAUUAAGGGAAACUAAUCAGAGUGGAGUAUAGACAGCUAGUUCUUUCAGCUAGAACUCAGGGAUUCUUUGAACUACUUUUGUCAGUCAUUUAAGUACUUCCGAAGAGUUUAGGCAAUUUCUGUAAGAAUGCCCCUCGACAUCGACGUAGCUGCGUAGGCAAAUAAAAAUUUAAUAAAAUGUUGCAUAUAACGUUGUUGUAACACGGGCAUACUAUUUAACUAAACCAAACAAUUGAAAACUGUAACAUAUCAAUGUUAUUUCAAACAUCGAUCGUCCGAGAUAGUACUUACGUUUUGUAGCAAAUGUAUAAACUCGUACUAAACACUAUUCAAUAUGUAAACAGGCCCUAAGGCAAGUGUUCACGCUCGUAGAGGCCUUAUCAGAUAAAAAAUAACUAUUUAUUGUCUCCGAAAUGGAUAUAUGGAGACCGGUGUCGUUGAAAAAGUAACUUAAGCUCACGAACGCACCCUUGAAAUUAACGGUAAUAAAAAAACACGGUGUAUACGAAUAUACCUACGGUAUAACUUCUCUGAAAAAUCAAAUAAACAAUUUAUUGAUGUAAAGUGUAUUAAUAAUAAUUAUUAAGUAUAUUGAACGCAAAACAUUGGAUCGUUGAGAGAAGCCGAUAUCCCAAUGCUGGAGCACAAGUGCGGAUUAGUCUGGGUGUGUUAGGUACGAGCAAAGAGCUAUUUAUUGAUGGUAAUAGAGAGGUAAAGUCUAAGAAAUGAAUGUGCCUCUAAUUCGAAAUUUUUGACAAUCAUAAUCUUUGAUUGGUCGCUUAGCACAAGGAUUUUCGUACAUUGACCUGCCUGUUCCUAUCUCUGUCGCUCGCACGUAAUUAUAUUGAUGUCCAUCCCAUGAUGGCGGCGGCUGUGCGAGCGGGACAGCAAUAUAAUUAUGCGCGUGCGAUAGAGAUAGGAACAGGCGGGUCAAUGUACGAAAUUCCUCGUGCUAAGCGUCCUUUCUAUACCGCAUAAUGUAUGAAGCCACACAGCGCCAUCUCGUUUAGCUGUCCAAUUCGAAGCACGAAAGUGUCUGACUUAAGAGGGAAGUAUAGCAUGUCACUACUGUCAUUUACAAUCUCUUUUACUUUUUGUAGGAGUGAAAGAGAUAACAUACGUAAGAGCAAGGGGUUUGAUUGAUAGGAAUAAAAAAUAAUCCUAAUACGCAAAAAUCAUCAUCACCGUUUUGAAGGCACCAAAAAUGUACCUAUGUAUGUGUGUGUGUGUCUAUUAUCUAUUUACGCUCACCAAAUCUGAAAUAAAUUCGACCAUUGAAAAGUGAAGUGAAAUUCAUUUUAUAAAAUAUUAGCUUUUGCUCGCGGCUUCGCCCGCGUACUAAGCAAAAAAAAAAUGUUCACAGUUUGACCCGUAUGUUUGUAUGAACGCAUGUAGGUAUGUAUGUUUGUCCGCGAUUAUUAGAUUUAGAAUCAUGUUCUGAAAAAUACAUAAAGUGUUCGACAACCUUGUACUUGUUAAAGUACUUCCUUAUGAACAACAUAGUUUGAAGGUAGUAGGGUAGUAAUAGAACCAAACCUUGAGGUGAACUUACACGGGAGCACACGACAUAGAACUGACCGUGGGAGAAACAGUCCUGUCGUAAUAUCUAUUAGGAUAACGCGGGUCUCGUUCCAUACCUCAAUAGAACCCCAACCGAUUUUCUCCGAAACUACUGAACCGAUCGAAUUGAAAUUUGACAAAAAUACUUUCAACAUUUUUCAUGUCCACAAUAUUAAAUUUUAAAAUAAUUCAUUGCCAUUUUCGUAAAUAACGUCCCAAAAACCCAUAAACCGACACCCAUAUUGAUACUCGUAUUUAGUAAUUUCAACCCCAUCGCACCCCAACAGGGCAUUUGUAUUUCACGUUCACCUCGUUAAAUUGCCGCGCAUUUUUUUUUUUCACCUAAGGCGUGGAGCUCGAGUCUUCAGGAGGCGAAAGCGGGCGAUACGCGCUAUUGCGGGUGUGCCCGAUGACGUGUCGUGCAGAGUUGUUUAAGGAAUCUGAUAUUUUGCCUCUUCCCGGUGAGCACAUCUUCCAAGUUAUUAUACAUAAAAACUACGACGCGUCUAGACAACGAGGUGUGAACGAAUCCCGCGCGAUGCGUAGCAACAAGCUUGCCCUCGUCACUCCCGCACACAAACUACGCAAAUCAGGAAAGUCGGUAUACAUCUCGGUGCCGUCUGUGUAUAAUAGACUAUCUGACGUAAAAAAAAAGCGGCCAAGUGCGAGUCGGACUCGCCCAUGAAGGGUUCCGUACCAUUUAUGACGUAUUAAAAAAAACUACUUACUAGAUCUGGUUCAAACCAAUUUUCGGUGGAAGUUUGCAUGGUAAUGUAUAUCAUAUAUUUUUUUUAGAUUUUUCAUUCUGUUAUUUUAGAAGUUACAGGGGGGGGGGGGGGGGAAGACACAUUUUUUCACUUUGGAAGUGUCUCUCGCGCAAACUAUUCAGUUUAGAAAAAAAUGAUGUUAGAAACUAAAACGUAGUGAUUAAAUGCUCUUUGUUAGAAACCUAAAUAUCAUUUUUAAAGACCUAUCCAUAGAUACCCCACUACAGUUCUAAGUAUGGGGAACCCCUAAAAUUUAUUGUUUUUUUUAUAUUUUUGUGUGAAUAUCUUAAUGCGGUUCAUAGAAUACAUCUACUUACCAAGUUUGAACAGUAUAGCUCUUAUAGUUUCGGAAAAAAGUGGGUGUGACAUAAACGGACAGACAGACGGACAUGACGAAUCUAUAAGGGUUCUGUUUUUUGCCAUUUGGCUACGGAACCCUAAAAAUAGCCACAACCGAAUACAGAAUUUCUCCUUCUAUGAAAUUUAAGUCGGUUAAUAAAAAAAUAUGUUGAUAUAUAAAUAUUUUGAUGCCCAUAAAUAAAAACGUUUUUUUCUUAUUCAAAGCUUACCUAUUCAAAAUAUGUAUACUUACUGUUUUUAUUAGCAAUGAACUGUAACAAUAUUUUAGUGGAAACUACUGGGGAAAAAAAUCUCACUAGCUACCACUAAACCGAACCAAACUGAGGUGGUGGUAACUACUGGGAUUUUGUUUCCCACUGGUAACAUCUUGGUGGUGAUUAGUGGGAAUAACCCGCAAAUUCGCAGUCGAAAAGGGUCGGCAACGCGCAUGUAUCACCUCUGGAGUUGCAGGCUGCCGCUACGUUGACUGCUUACCAUCAGGUGGGCCGUAUGCUUGUUAGUCACCGUCCUGGUAUAAAAAAAAUCUGCUUUUCGGCUGGGGUUAAAUUGGCCGGUAAUCUAUUAUUUAUAAUAAUAAUAUUAAAAUUAAAUUAUGACUACUUAUAAAAUAAAACGACUAAAACUAAACCUACCUAGAAAAAAUAAAGAAACCUAAAACAGACCCUGGCCUCUUGGCAGGGUGCCCAUCACGCAGGCAGCAUUCCCGCGCUGUAUCGCGACGGCAAGCCUUUGCGCGAGAAAACUGCCUGCGCGAGGGUCUCCCGUUGCCUCCCUCAAUCGCUUUCCAAGCUCCCUGUGGAGCCCACGCGCACCCUUGCCCCACGGACCAAGUGUCUCGACACCAAAAGCUACGAAUUCGUAGUUGGUGCCGAGACAGCUAUAUUUAUUAGUUUUAAAACGCUCUCGGGCGUCAGCCGCCGCCCUGGCGUUUCUGCUGGUCGCUGGCAAGUAGGAAGCUGCCAGCGUAUCGGCGCAAGUAGCGUCCCACACCAGCCGUGCGCUUCUCCAGCCCAUCCUCCAGGGGAUCAACGACAUCCCGUCGGGGCGCUUACCAUCGUCCCGCACGAUCUGGGGCUCCAGAGCUGCGGGGAUGUUGGCGCUGACGAGCGCCCUUCUCAGGAUGUCGUUGAGUGCCGCAUGACGGGAUAGGCGCCCGGCGCCCGAAGAGCAAGCAAUUUACUUGUUUAUUCUUUGUAGUUUAUUACACUUUUCAGUUGUUUGCGGUUAUAGUUGUAAAUAAAUAUAGUCUUGCUUUUCUCUACACUAUUUUUACAUGUGUCUGAGUAGGUCGAUGUUUGACUGUUAGAGAUUGCCAUUAGGCAUUUAUUAAACAAAUAAAACAACCAAAUUCA
This is a messenger RNA of Cydia pomonella (codling moth), 6054 nucleotides long. Its product is annotated as kelch domain-containing protein 4. The record is from RefSeq and is a predicted model, not a curated record. The transcript has 9 exons. Bases 157 to 1650 code for a protein of 497 amino acids. Lineage: Eukaryota; Metazoa; Arthropoda; Insecta; Lepidoptera; Tortricidae. Gene Ontology annotation, molecular function: protein binding.